This is a messenger RNA of Cladocopium goreaui, 1645 nucleotides long. The record is from the annotation of a GenBank genome assembly. Lineage: Eukaryota; Dinophyceae; Suessiales; Symbiodiniaceae.
UUAGACAUGGGGCUAUGCGGUUGCAUGUGCCGAGUUUGCCUGUGUCUCCUGGCUCUUCCGUUGCUUCUGAUUUGCAGCGUUUGUAUUCCUGAAGUUGAACUCGCAUACAUCCGCUUUGUGGAGACAUAUACAAUUGGUGUUCCUCCAUUGCGUUUGCUACUCUUGAUUCUGGGACAAGUGCCGCGUAUUUGGGAGCAUGGCCCUCUCGGAGUCGGUCCUGUUUGGAAUCCUCGUUUGAUUUAUGCUGUCGAUGGAUACAAGACGGGGGGGCUCCUACCUUUUCCCAAUCCGGAGAACUUCACCCGUGGCUACAUGCUGGCGCGCGUCAGCUAUGAGAAGGUCAGAGCGGUUCAUCACAAUCCGCACCUGAAGCGAGAUGGGAAACGUUUUAUCGGCGUCGAAACUGCCAAGGUGCCUAAAGGCUACUUCUCAGAAGGAGUGCUGCCAACACUUUUGCAGAUGAAUACAGACGAUCCGCUGCGAUAUGCGCAUAGAGAUCUGCUGUCAGCUGCAAUGCCUUCUAUCGCUCAACACUUCGAGCCUCCUGAGUUUAAGCCUCUUCCGGACAUAUCUCCCAUAGAUUUAGUGCAAGACAUUUCCUGGCAUUUGAAGAUCCCGUUCCCAAAGGUUGUUAGCACUAUGGUCCAGAACAUCUUCGCUUACACUUUCUUCCGGCAUGCAUUUGGUGUGGAGCUUUCGAAUGAUGAGCUUCCACUUCUGCGAGAAUGGCUCGGCGUACCUGGGAAACUUUUUCUUGGAAUUGUCUCAGAAGCUGGUGGCAAGCACUGUCAAGGACUUGCAAAGGUGUUCGAGGACAAGGUGGCAGCCAGUGAAUGGGGCAGGCAAUUCAUGGAAGAAGCUGAAAGCAGAGGCUUGAAUGGCAUCGAGCGAUUGCGGAAAACUGUCUUCGAGUUCAGCUUUGCUGGAUUUGGUGGAGAUGGCCCGGGAGGUGCUCUUGCGACGAUGAAGAUGCUUAGGUUCAUCCAGAAGUCACCUGAGAAGUACGUCCCUCUAUUUAAAAAAGAUCCUGAAGCUUUUGUGCUAGAGGUGAUUCGAACUCAAGGUGGUGGCGGAGCAGGAGUGAAUCCCUGGGUAGUGGAGAAGACCCAGAGUUACAAACUAGGCACAGGAAAUGUGCUCACUGAAUAUGCCGGUCACUAUGGUGCGACCAUUGCUUUACAUGCGAAUCAUGAUCCCUCCGUUUUUGGCGGUCCAUCUGCAGAUCAACAGUAUGCUAUGACCUUCAUUCCUGGACGUGAAAAUGCGGAUAGAAUGCUGACAUUUGUAGGAGAAUUGAGAGAAAUUCGAAAAUGUCCAAAUGUAACAGGCUGCGAUGCUGCGCCACGCUUCUGCCUUGGCACCUUCAUGCUGCAACGCAUCAUGAAGCAGAUUGGUUUCUACUACAUCCAGGGCCUAGAAGAUCAGUUGGGACGCCGGGAGCACGAGGAGAUGUAGGGUCAACGGAGUCAACGGCCACGUGAUGUUCUUUUCAGCAUGUGACUAUUGGUUUGCGGCCUCGACAGUUUCCAACGGUUUCGAGAGAGCUGUUCAGCCAUCGCUGUUGCCACUUAGCCGUUGAGUUUGUAUUGUUUGCAUCGGUUUGAAGCGUGAAAAAAAUGCGGACGUGGAUGAGUUUGAGAACCAC